AUGUGGGCUCCACUCCUUCUAGGAAUGCUGGCCCUAUGGCCAGCCACCGCAGAAGGCCUUCCCAACUACCUGGUGACAUUACCAGCCCAGCUUAACUUCCCCUCCACGCAGAAGGUUUGUUUGGACCUCAGCCCUGGGUACUGCGAUGUCAAAUUUACUAUUACUCUGGAGACCCAAGACAAGACCCAGAAGUUACUAGAACACUCUGGAAUGAAGAAGAGGCACUUACACUGCCUCUCUUUCUCGGUACCACCUCCCGCGGGUAGCACAGAAGUGGCCACAAUCCGAGUGUCAGCAAUUGGGAAAAAUGUCAACUUUGAGGAGAUGAAAAAGGUUUUAAUCCAGAGGCAAGGGACUGGCACUUUUGUACAGACCGACAAACCUGUCUACACCCCCGGACAGGAAGUGCGCUUUCGUAUUGUCACUCUGGACAGCAACUUUGUUCCAGUAAAUGACAAGUACUCCAUGGUGGAACUCCAGGAUCCAAAUAGCAACCGGAUUGCACAGUGGCUGGAAGUGGUGCCCGAACAAGGCAUUGCAGACCUGUCCUUUCAGCUGGCACCAGAGGCAACGCAGGGCACCUAUACGGUGGCAGUGGCUGACGGCAAGACCUUUGGCACGUUCAGCGUGGAGGAGUAUGUGCUGCCUAAGUUUAAGAUGGAAGUGGUGGAACCCAAGCAGUUGUCAACAGUGGAGGAAUCUUUCUUAGUAAAAAUUUGUUGUAGGUACACCUAUGGGAAGCCCAUGCUGGGGGCCGUGCAGGUGUCGGUGUGUCAGAAGGCGUACACCUACUGGUACAGAGAGGCAGAUCAACAGCUCCCUGACAAGUGCAGGAACCUCUCUGGGCAGACUGACAAGACAGGGUGCUUCUCAGCCCCUGUGGACAUGUCCACCUUCAACCUCACUGGGUACAUGUACAGCAACAGCAUCAAUAUUGUGGCUACAGUGGUCGAGGAAGGGACAGGCGUGGAGGCCAACACUACUCAGGAUGUCAUCAUUUCUUCACAAAUGGGAUCGAUGACCUUCGAAGAUACCAAUAAUUUUUAUUACCCCAACUUCCCCUUCAGUGGGAAGAUAAGAGUUAGGGGCCAUGACGGCUCCGUCCUCAAGAAUCACCGGGUGUUUCUGGUGAUUCACGGCGUAAAUGGAGCCACCAACCAGACCCUCACUACCGACAGCGAUGGUCUAGCCCUCUUCAAGCUCGAAACUGUAGAUUGGAACGGGACGGACGUGUCCUUGGAGGGAAAGUUCCAGAUGGAAGAUGUGGUAUACGACCCAGAACAAGUGCCUCGUUACUACCAGAAUGCCUACCUGCACCUGCAGCCCUUUUACAACACGACCCGCAGCUUCCUUGGCAUUCGCCGGCUGGACAGCCAGCUGCAGUGCGGCCAGCCCCAGGAGGUGCUGGUGGAUUAUCACAUCGACCCCGCUGAUGCGAGCCCUGACCAAGGAAUCGACUUCUCUUACUACUUAAUAGGGAAAGGGGGUCUGGAGACAGAGGGGCAGAAACACCUGGACACUAAGAAGACAGGACCAAAAGGCACCUUCUCUCUUUUCCUCCCGUCCAGACUAGCCCCGGAUCCGUCUCUGCUGAUCUAUGCCAUCUUUCCCAGUGGCGGCGUCGUCGCUGACAAAGUUCAGUUCUCGGUGGAGAUGUGCUUUGACAAUCAGGUUUCCAUUGGCUUCUCACCUUCACAGCAGCUUCCAGGAGCAGAUGUGGAACUACAGCUACAGGCAGCUCCGGGGUCCCUGUGUGCAGUCAGGGCUGUGGACGAGAGCGUCUUGCUACUUAGGCCGGAGAGAGAGCUGAGCAAUAGCUCUGUCUACGGGAUGUUUCCAUUCUGGUACGGUAGCUACCCCUAUCAGGUGGCCGAAUAUGACGAGUGCCCAGGGUCUGGACGGUGGGACUUUCCUCAGCCUCUCAUCGAUCCGGUGCCAGAGGGACGUUCGAGCAGGCACUCUGCCAUCUGGAGUCCCUGGUGGUUCUCUCGGGACACGGACCCUCUCAGUUUUUUUCAGGACGUGGGUCUGAAAGUACUGUCCAAUGCCAAGAUCAAGAAACCAGUAGACUGCAGCCGCCCGUCUCCAGAGGGUGCCAGACUAAUGGGGAAAGGUGAGUGUCCUCCGUGGGCCUUUGGAUCAUCAUCUUCAUCGCAUCAGCCAGAGAAUUCUCAGAUCCGCCAGUACUUCCCGGAGACCUGGCUCUGGAAUCUGUUUCCUAUCGGGAACUCGGGGAAGGAGGCGGUCCCCGUCACCGUUCCUGACACCAUCACGGAGUGGAAGGCGAUGACUUUCUGCACCUCUCCGUCCAGAGGCUUCGGUCUCUCGCCCACCGUUGGACUCACUGCCUUCAAGCCGUUCUUUGUGGGCCUGACUCUCCCUUACUCGGUAGUUCGUGGUGAAUCCUUUCGUCUGACCGCCACCAUCUUCAACUACCUCAAGGACUGCAUCCGGGUUCAGACUAUCCUGGCUAAAUCCGAUGAGUACCACGUGGCCUCAGGGGCAGGUGCGCAGGCCUCCAGCUGCCUGUGUGCCGAUGAAGCAAAGACCUAUCACUGGAACAUCACGGCUGUCAGACUGGGUCAUGUUAACUUCACUGUUAGUACUAAGAUUCUUGACAGCAAUGAACUCUGUGGGGGCCGGAAGGGGUUUGUUCCUAAAAAGGGCCUGAGCGAUACACUCAUCAAACCAGUUCUUGUCAAGCCUGAGGGCGUCCUCGUGGAGAAGACACACAGCUCCUUGCUGUGCCCAGGAGGAAAGGCGGCUUCAGAGUCCAUCUCCCUGGAGCUCCCCGUGGGUGUUGUUCCUGACUCCACCAAGGCUUACGUUUCUGUUCUGGGCGACAUUAUGGGCACAGCCCUGCAGAACCUGGACAGCCUGGUGCAGAUGCCCAGUGGCUGCGGGGAGCAGAACAUGGUCAUGUUUGCCCCCAUCAUCUACGUCUUGCAGUACCUGGAGAAAGCAGGGCUGGUGACGGAGGAGAUCAGGUCUCGGGCAGUGGGGUUCCUGGAGAUAGGGUACCAGAGGGAGCUGACCUACAAGCACAGCAAUGGCUCGUACAGUGCGUUUGGGGAACAGGAUGGAAAUGGAAACACCUGGCUGACAGCCUUUGUCACAAAGUGCUUUGGCCAAGCUCAGAAAUUCAUCUUCAUUGAUGACAAGAACAUCCGGGAUGCUCUCAGCUGGCUAGCCAGCAACCAGCUCCCGAGCGGCUCCUAUGCCAACGUGGGACAGCUCCUACACACGGCUAUGAAGGGUGGGGUUGAUGAUGAAGUCUCCUUGUCAGCUUACAUCACGGCUGCGUUGCUGGAGAUGGGGAAAACCACAGAGGACCCAAUGGUGAAUCGAGGUCUGCAGUAUCUCAAGAUCUCGGUCCCCUCCACCUCUGCCCUCUACACGCAGGCCUUACUAGCUUAUACCUUCUCCCUGGCUGGAGAAACGGACAUCAGAAACCUUCUUCUUGGAAAGUUAGAUCAACAGGCUGUUGUCUCAGGAGAAUCCAUUCACUGGAGCCAGACACCUACUGAACCAUCCAAUGCCAGUCCUUGGUCUGAACCUAAGGCUCUGGACGUGGAAAUCACAGCAUAUGUAUUGCUGGCUCUGCUUACCAAGCCGACGCUGACUCAAAAGGAAAUAGCCCAGGCCACAAGCAUAGUGGCUUGGUUGGCCAAGCAACGCAAUGCCUAUGGCGGCUUCUCUUCCACUCAGGACACUGUGGUUGCUCUCCAAGCCCUUGCCAAAUACGCCACGACUGCCUACGUGCCGUCGGAGAGGGUCAGUCUGGCUGUCAGAUCCACUGAGGGUUUCCAGCACACGUUCAGUGUACAGUCUGCCAACAGGCUGGUGCUUCAGCAGCAGACCCUGCCUGACGUCCCUGGAACCUACACCCUGGAGGCCUCCGGCCAGGGCUGUGUCUAUGCACAGGUAGUGCUGAGAUACAAUAUCCUCCCUCCUAAAACUGUGGACACCUUCAGCCUUAGUGUGGAGAUGGGAAAAGCUACAUGUGGGCAACUCACUUCACCUCGAUCCUUGAAGCUCACUUUCCACAUCAGCUACGUGGGCAGUCGCAGCUCUUCCAACAUGGCUAUUGUGGAAGUGAAGAUGCUGUCUGGGUUCAGUCCCGUGGAGGGCACCAGUCAAUUCCUUCUCCAGCAACCACUGGUGAAGAAGGUUGAGUCUGGAGGUGACACACUCAACAUCUACCUGGAGGAGCUCAGUAAGAACACUCAGACCUACACUGUUACCGUCAGCCAGAGUGUGUUGGUCACCAACCUGAAACCAGCAACCAUCAGGGUCUAUGACUACUAUCUACCAGAUGAACAGGCAACUCUUCAGUAUUCUGAUCCCUGUGAAUAA
Tupaia belangeri chinensis (Chinese tree shrew) is the source of this 4356-nucleotide messenger RNA. It is a transcript of the gene A2ML1, whose product is annotated as alpha-2-macroglobulin like 1. Gene Ontology annotation, cellular component: extracellular region. The record is from RefSeq and is a predicted model, not a curated record. Lineage: Eukaryota; Metazoa; Chordata; Mammalia; Scandentia; Tupaiidae. Gene Ontology annotation, molecular function: endopeptidase inhibitor activity.